AGAAAAAUAUUGAUAACAAUCAUACCUAAUGUUAUUAUCUAACGGUACGUGCGCCAAUUAUGAUAUUGAUGGAAGGUUCUAGGAGGUAGUCGGUAUAAGCACGAUAGUAUUCUGUAUAUUCUUUUGAUUACACGCGGACACGCUUAGGUUUUCGUACUUUUUUUUUUAUUUAUAAAUAUAUUUUUAUUAAUACUUGUAAUUCUUUAAAGUUUCACUAUCAAAAAAAAUACUAUUAAUAAAUUUCAUUAUUAAUAAAAAUUGAAUCAUAUUUGGUGUUUUUAUAUUUUAUAUACACUCAAACGUUUUAUUAUAUUGUUAUUCAAAUAAAAUCGAAUUUUCAAAUGUAUUACUAUUAGUACUUAUUUUUACCGAUUCAAUCAUAGAAAACGUUAAUAAACUUAUAAUGUUGUCAUAGUGAACAUUUCACCAUUUAUUAACUUCACUGCUUACAAAUAUACUUAAUUAUCUGGAAAGUUUUUUUACUAACAUAAUCUAAUAUGGAAAAUGCUGCAUUACUGUCAGCUUUCAAUACCCUAUCUUUUAUCUACGAUGUUGUAACAUAUCCAAUAUAUUUAAUUUUACAACAACCAUGGAUUAAGAUAAACAAAUCCAAUGAAAUGAAAUCUAAAGUGACAAAUUUAGAUGACAAUUCAAUACUUAUUCAAACAUUAAGUGAACCUUCUCCGGGUCAUCUUAUGAUAGUAAAAGAUAAAAUUGAUACAUUAUAUAAAGUAUUUCAAUAUGCAGUAGAACAUCAUAGAGAUUCAAACUGUUUAGGAACUCGGCAAAUUUUAGCCGAAGAAGAUGAAAUACAAAAAAAUGGAAGAAUAUUUAAAAAAUAUGUUAUGGGUGAAUAUCAAUGGAUGACUUAUAAAGAAGUAGAUGAAGCAUCAGAUCAUUUUGGAAAUGGAAUAAUAUCUCUGGGUCAAAAAAACAAAUGUAACAUAGCAAUCUAUGCUGAAACAAGAAGAGAAUGGAUGAUAGCUGUUCAAGGAUGCUUUAAACAAAAUUUACCUGUUGUAACAUUGUAUGCUACUCUUGGAGAUGAUGCUAUUGCACAUGGUAUAAAUGAAACUGAAGUAACUAUUGUUAUUACAUCACAUAAUUUGUUACCAAAAUUCAAAAAAAUUCUUCAACUCACUCCACUAGUAAAAACUUUGAUCUACAUGGAAGAUCAAUUAACUGAAACUGAUACUACUGAUUUCAAAGAUUCUGUAGAAAUAAUAUCAUUUAAAUCUUUACUCCAAAGAGGAACUAGUUUUUCAACUUUAGAAAAAAAUUUUCCUGCCACAACUGAUAUAGCAAUUAUUAUGUAUACAAGUGGAUCAACAGGACAACCAAAGGGUGUCAAUCUUACCCAUAGAAAUCUUAUUGCUACACUUAAAGCAUUCAAUGAUGCUAUUUCUGUUGAUAAUGGAAAUGAUGUAUUUAUGGGUUAUCUACCUCUUGCUCAUGUUUUUGAAUUACUUGCAGAACUUUCAUGUUUGUUUUGUGGAAUUCGAAUUGGUUAUUCAACUCCACUCACUAUGAUUGAUUCAUCAAGCAAAAUUAAACGUGGAACAAAAGGUGAUGCUCGUGUCUUAAAACCCAGUAUAAUGACUGCAGUUCCUCUUAUUUUAGAUCGUGUUUACAAAGGUAUUAAUGAAAAAGUAUCUGGUGGAUCAACUUUUCAAAAAACACUUUUCAAAUUUGCAUUUGAUUAUAAAAAAAAAUGGAUGGAACGUGGUUUUCAAACUCCGUUAAUGAAUAAAUUAGUUUUCAAGAAAACUGGUUCCUUAAUGGGUGGUCGUUUACGUUUAAUUUUAUGUGGUGGAGCUCCUCUUACACCAGAGACUCAUGUUCUUAUUAAAAUUUGCCUCUGUGAUAUAGUAAUGCAAGGAUAUGGAUUGACAGAAACCAGUUCUUGUGGUUGUGCAAUGAGUCGUGAUGAUAGGUCUAUUGGCCGUGCUGGAGCUCCAUUGACAGUCAAUGAUUUUAUAUUAACUAGCUGGAGUGAAGGUGGUUAUACUAUUCAUGACAAACCUUAUCCUAGAGGUGAAAUUAUAAUAGGGGGAGAAAAUGUGUCACCUGGUUAUUACAAAAAUCUAGAAAAGACUAAAGAAGAAUAUUUUGAAAAAGAUGGAAAAUGGUGGUUUAAAACUGGUGAUAUUGGACUCCUUGAAUUAGAUGGAGCCAUCAGAAUUAUAGACCGUAAAAAAGAUUUAGUAAAACUCCAAGGCGGUGAAUAUGUAUCUUUAGGAAAAGUUGAAUCCCAGCUCAAAACUUGUCCCAUUAUAGAUAAUAUAUGUAUUUAUGGAAAUUCUUUUAAGACUCACACAAUUGCUUUAAUUGUUCCCAAUCGUCCACAUCUAUUAAGUAUGGCUUUAGAAUUAGGUAUUGAAGAUCCAAAAAAUAUUGAUCCUGAAGAACUAUAUACAAACAAACAACUUGUAAAAAUGGUAUUAGAUGAAUUAACAGCUUAUGGUCAAAGUAAUAAACUUCAAAGGUUCGAAAUACCUGUUGCCCUAAAAAUAUGCACUGAGAUAUGGACACCAGAUAAUGAUUUGGUAACAGCAGCCUUUAAAAUAAAACGGAGAGAGAUUUAUGAAAAGUACAAAACGGAUAUUGAGAAUUUAUAUCAGUAAUUAAUAUAUUUAUUUACUUGGUUAUAUUUUUUACUUCUAUUAGUUUUUUUAUUUUACCAAAAGCAAUGAUUAGAAAAUUUUUACAAAGUAUUGUUUAAAACAUUAGCAAUAUUUAUUUUUAUAAUAUGUAUGAUAAUUGUAUUCUCUGUUAAAUAAUAAUAGUAUAAUAUUAUAUAUAACUAUUUGUCAUUUUGUA
This is a messenger RNA of Daktulosphaira vitifoliae (grape phylloxera), 2820 nucleotides long. RefSeq names its product fatty acid CoA ligase Acsl3 (gene Acsl). Gene Ontology annotation, cellular component: endoplasmic reticulum; lipid droplet; plasma membrane. The record is from RefSeq and is a predicted model, not a curated record. NCBI's taxonomy places the organism in Eukaryota, Metazoa, Arthropoda, Insecta, Hemiptera, Phylloxeridae. The coding region runs from base 498 to 2624 and encodes 708 amino acids. Gene Ontology annotation, biological process: neuron differentiation; long-chain fatty acid metabolic process; long-chain fatty-acyl-CoA metabolic process. Gene Ontology annotation, molecular function: palmitoyl-CoA ligase activity. The transcript has 13 exons.